This is a messenger RNA of Antechinus flavipes (yellow-footed antechinus), 2721 nucleotides long. RefSeq names its product hydroxy-delta-5-steroid dehydrogenase, 3 beta- and steroid delta-isomerase 7 (gene HSD3B7). The record is from RefSeq and is a predicted model, not a curated record. Lineage: Eukaryota; Metazoa; Chordata; Mammalia; Dasyuromorphia; Dasyuridae. Gene Ontology annotation, biological process: steroid biosynthetic process. Bases 426 to 1574 code for a protein of 382 amino acids. Gene Ontology annotation, molecular function: 3-beta-hydroxy-Delta5-steroid dehydrogenase (NAD+) activity. The transcript is spliced from 7 exons.
AUAGGAAGGGAAUAGUAGUGAUGGGUCAACAGUUGAGGCCUUGGAGCCAGUUUCCCCUUCGGAACAUCCUUUUGUUUUCCAUGAGUCCGGACGGCCCCAGCCUUGAGAAUCGGGGACUUGAGAGACUGGGAUAGGCACCACCAUAAGCCCCACACCUGGAUCCCACUGGCUGGCGCAUGCAGUAGCCGGUGUGGGUCAGCAGGAGGUGCUUCCUCUGCCAGAGGAGAAGGCGGAGCCAUAUGGGAGUCACUGGGGACCAUAGGUUGGCUGGUUUUGAGGGGGCCGUGCUUAGGAUAACAACUGGGAUAGGGGAGGGACAACGGAAAAGGAAAGAAGGGGCAGCCGAGGUUUUGUUCUAAAGUGUUUGGGGAGGUGUCUUAAAAGCUGUAGCAGACUACUGCGGAGCUGACCCCUUCCAGUUAGACAUGACAGACGGAGGCCGGAAUCUGGUGUACCUGGUGACAGGGGGCUGCGGCUUUUUGGGGGAACAUGUGAUUAGGACCCUGCUGGAGAUGGAGCCGCGGCUCAAAGAGCUUCGGGUGUUUGACCUUAACCUGGGGCCCUGGCUGGAGGCACUAAACCCAGGGUCUGUGCAGGUGAUUCCAAAACAAGGGGAUGUGACUCGUGCAGAGGAUGUGGUAGCUGCUGUAGCUGGAGCAGAUGUAGUCAUUCACAUGGCUGGGCUGGUGGAUGUGUGGGGACAGAAUGACCCUGAGGUCAUCCACAGAGUUAAUGUUCAGGGGACUCAGAAUGUGAUUGAAGCCUGUGUGCAGACUGGAACUCGGUUCCUGGUAUACACUAGCAGCAUGGAAGCCCUGGGGCCCAACAAUAAGAGACAGCCCUUCUACCGGGGCAACGAGGACACUCCCUAUGAGGUGAUACACACAGAGCCCUAUCCCCGAAGCAAGGCCCUGGCAGAGAGGCUAGUCCUUGAGGCCAAUGGGAGAAAGGUGCGGGGUGGACUUCCCUUGGUGACAUGCGCUCUGCGCCCCACGGGGAUCUAUGGUGAGGGCCACGAGCUGAUGCUCAGCUUUUACCAGAAGGCCCAGAACACUGGGGGGUGGCUCCUCAGAGCCAUCUCUCCCGCUGUGGAACAUGGCCGAGUUUAUGCAGGCAAUGUCGCUUGGAUGCAUAUACUGGCAGCUAGAGAGCUGGGUUCCAGAGCCUCCACAAUGGGCGGGCAAGUCUACUUCUGCUAUGAUGACUCCCCUUAUAAGAGCUACGAGGACUUCAACAUGGAAAUCCUGGGCCGCUGUGGCGUUCGCCUCCUGGGGACUCGGCCCCUUCUGCCCUACUGCCUGCUGUUCUUCCUGGCUACCCUCAAUGCUUUCUUGCAAUGGUUACUCCGGCCUUUGGUGGUCUAUACAGCUCUCUUGAACCCCUAUACCCUAGCCACAGCCAACACCACUUUCACUGUGUGCACAGACAAGGCCCAGAGGCAUUUUGGCUAUCAGCCCCUCUAUGGCUGGGAGGAAAGUAGAGACCGAACUGUUUCCUGGGUGAAGACCAGGAAGGGAUGCUCUGGCCCCCGUCAUCGAGACAAAACACUGGAUACAGGAGAUCCUGGACUUUAAAUUCCACCCCAACCAGGGGCUCUCCUCACCUAGUGACUGAGUCUUGAGUGAAGGUUACCCUGGUUUCCCAUAAAUGAUCCUAUCUAGGGGACUUUUCACAUAAAGAUCAAACCCUAAGACGUGUGACAAGUCUCAUACUUUUAGAUUCCUUUCUCUUAACUUUACAGAGGGAAAUUCCAAACAUAUAACUACUAGUGAUCAGAGCUAGGAAAAGGUAGACCUGAGGCUAAAUGCCAUUUUCUGACCCGCGUCCAGAGGAUCCCCAUCCCUCUUCACUGUGCUUGAAAAGACAGGGCUUUGGGGAGAGAUGGAUCAGAAUUCUAGAUGGCAUUCAGUGCCUCUCCAGGCCCUUUCCUACCCACCGCUGCUCCAGACCCCGGUGACAGCAGCUCCUGGAUUCCUAAGAGCACCCAGGGAUAUAGAUCUGGCCUCCCAACCCUAGCCACAAACUCGGGCCAACUGAGAACCCAGGGCCCAGUACAUUCUGUUGUGCUUUUGCUAUCUUGUUGGAACCCACCAUAAAGUGGAACCCACGUGCUUGCCAUCUUUACCAUAGUAUCAGACCUCCCCAGUCACUUUGAUAUUAAAUGUAUUUGCCUUUCUUUCUUGUGUCUAAAUAAAUGAAUUUAUCCUGCCCCAAACAAACACCACACUGUGAUGGACACUGGCGCCUGUUCCUUCCGUGUGUCAACACUGGCUAGGGAAAGCUGGCUCUAGACACGCUGUACUGACCCCUCCCCCCUUUCUCCUUUCCCCUCCCCCCCAGUCUCCCGGUCCCCACCCCGUGUCCUUGCAUCUGCCCAAGCGGCAGCUCCCCUGGCCCGGACUCCGUGGCGCGCUUGCGUGGGCGCUGUCACCUCCCGCCCUGCCCUCCCCUCCGUCCCCCUCUGCCCGGUCGCGACCCCCAUCCCCGGAUGGGGAGGGGAAGGAGAAGCAGCACACGGCUGACCCGCUGGCUGGACGUUUGCUAUUUUUCCCGUGGGGCCCGGCCCGGCCCAGGGUGGGAAGGUCUCGGGACGGGACAUGCAAGGCUGUGGGGUGGGGUCAGGGUCAUAAUUUUGCCUUUUUUUUUUUUUUUUUUUUUUUUUUUCUGUUUGCUUCUUGGGCACCAAUGGUGAGGACGUCCGGGGUUGGGAGGGGGAGACAG